AUGGCAAGUGCUCCAAGAGAAAUAAGUAAACUUCAGUCAGGUAGGUGUGUGAGUAGAGGGGAUACUCGAGAUGAAAGCCUCCCUGGCGCCCUUCACGAGUUUCUACAGGAUGGAAGGACACUCGCGCAGCUUGCAACCGUGACCCCUGGAUUCGGGAGCGCGCAUUGGCCGGCAAGGAUCCCUCUGGUCCAGGUCAGCCGCCACCACGCCACGCGAGAUAGUCCUGAGGCAACUGCGAACUCACCCUGCACGUGGCGGGGGUCUGGCCAGUGCAAGUGCCAAUCCGCAAGCAGCCCCCCGCUGCUCUCCUCCCGCCCCGCCUCCUUGUCCCCCUCCCCAGCUUCACUUGGCGGGGAAAAUCCAGUUGGAGACUGGAGCGCUGUGACCGAACCACAACCAAAGGCAAGCCCUAGUGCACCCAUCCCGGACCGGUUGAAGCCGGCCUCCAGUCCGUGGGAGGCGGGUAUGCUGGCAUGGCAGGAUGGCGGGGCCAAGGCGGCUCCUUCUCACCACAAGAUUUCCUUCUCUGUCCUGGACAUCUUGGAUCCGCAAAAAUUCACGCGAGCUGCGUUCCCACCGGUGCGUCUAGCUGCCCGGGAAGCCAAGAAAAGUUUAGCGGAGGUGGAAGCAGGGGAAGACGCCAGCCCCGAGUCUACGAUCGGGUCGCAGGACACCCCUGAUGCCACGGGCCGAGGCAUUGGCCCCGCGUCCCCCCUGGAAGGCUCGGAAGCGGAAGAGGAGGAGGAAGCUGAGGACGCGGGGCGCGCUCAGCUGCGGGAGCGGCCGGAGCGCUGGCAGGGGGUUCACGAGCGCUCCCCAGAGGCCCGGGCGGUGGUGACGGGAGUGGGGGAGAGUGGCACCGACCCGCUGCCAACAUCCCCCGGCUCCCCCGGCUCCCCGCGGCCCCGGCGCCGGCGAUCUGAGCCUAGCUGCGCCAAGCCACGGCGCGCGCGCACAGCCUUCACCUACGAGCAGCUGGUGGCUCUGGAGAACAAGUUCCGAGCCACGCGCUACCUGUCUGUGUGCGAACGCCUGAACCUGGCUCUGUCGCUCAGCCUCACCGAGACGCAGGUCAAAAUCUGGUUCCAGAACCGAAGGACCAAGUGGAAGAAGCAGAACCCGGGGGCCGACGGCACAGUGCAGGCGGGGUGUGGUACCCCGCAGCCUGGGACAUCCGGUGCAGUGGCGGGAGCCUGCGGCAGUAGCACCGGGAGCAGUCCUGGCCCCCAGGUUCCAGGAGCUCUGCCGUUCCAGACUUUCCCCACCUAUCCUGCGAGCAACGUCAUAUUUCCCCCUUCCUCCUUCCCGUUAACGACAGCCGCCACGGGGAGUCCCUUCACUCCUUUUCUUGGGCCCUCCUACUUGACCCCUUUCUAUGUCCCGCACCUGUAA
Alexandromys fortis (reed vole) is the source of this 1392-nucleotide messenger RNA. RefSeq names its product NK1 homeobox 2 (gene Nkx1-2). The record is from RefSeq and is a predicted model, not a curated record. Lineage: Eukaryota; Metazoa; Chordata; Mammalia; Rodentia; Cricetidae. The transcript has 2 exons. Bases 1 to 1392 code for a protein of 463 amino acids. Gene Ontology annotation, biological process: regulation of transcription by RNA polymerase II; cell differentiation. Gene Ontology annotation, cellular component: nucleus. Gene Ontology annotation, molecular function: DNA-binding transcription factor activity, RNA polymerase II-specific; RNA polymerase II cis-regulatory region sequence-specific DNA binding.